Messenger RNA from Aspergillus welwitschiae, 1818 nucleotides. RefSeq lists its product as uncharacterized. The transcript has a single exon. The record is from RefSeq and is a predicted model, not a curated record. The coding region runs from base 1 to 1818 and encodes 605 amino acids. Lineage: Eukaryota; Fungi; Ascomycota; Eurotiomycetes; Eurotiales; Aspergillaceae.
AUGGAUGCAGCUGCACUUUUGUGCAAUAUCUGUCCCAAGCGGCCCACAUUCAGCGAUGCAUCGCACUUGCUUACCCAUAUCUCGUCAAAGGCACACUUGUCCCACUAUUUCAAACUUCAAGUACGCAGUCAUCAAGAGCAGCAUGCAGUGGCCUUGCUACGUGAAUAUGACAGAUGGUAUAAGAGAAACAACUUAGCAAAGUUGCUUUCGGAUCGGAUGUCCUCGAAAGAAGCCCGCAAGAAAAAAAUACAAGAAAAAUCAUAUACGGAGAGCGAGACUGAUAAUGCUACAGUGCCAGUAUCCACUGCAAGUCCUUCAUCCCAGAACCCACUCCCUGAUUAUCUGGACCCACGUCUCUCUCGCUCAUAUGUCAUUGAAGACGAGGCUGAGGACACAAACACGCCAUACUCUUCAGCCAAUGCCGCUCCUAGUGACCCGUCUUAUAAUCUCAUGCAUACUUACCCUGGAUUAGAAGACCACUCGUUGGCCUCAGUAGCCUCUCCGACAAAGACAGCACAGAAUUCAUGCAACCUCUGGAAGCAAGAACAAAUGCAAAGGGCGGAAGACGAGGACAUUCCGGUGCAAACUGCAUUUUACUGGGCAAAGGCACCGGACAACGAAGCAGACGUGGCCCCCCAGCCAUCCGGCCAAUACGGCUGUGAUCCAUUUAUCGACGACAACGAGAAUGACAGUAUUUAUUUUCCCGCCACAAAUGAGAUGGAGAAGGAAAGAGUAGAUGAAAUAGCCAGACUCAAGGGUGUGCUGUGGCCUGGAAUGGAUAUCUUUGACUCGGCUACCGAACAGAUGAGACGCAGACGCAAUCAGAAGAAGGAUGAAAGUAUCUUGAAGCUCAUGGAGAAGACGUCCCUUUGCGUGGAGCCCACAGAGCUCGUCUUUUCCCCUACCGGAAUUUUACGGAAGCAGCGUGUGAUCUCAGGUAAUGUUGAGGACAGCAGCCCCCUCAAAGGGGAGACGCCCAUUCCCAAACGUCGAGUAAACCGUCCCAAAAGGGUCCUCUCUCAAGUUGACCCUAACAUCCAACGUGGACAAAGUAGGAAGCGAACUAGAAGGACCACCAAGCGCAAUGGAAACUUGGUGGAUAGAGAUACAAGAGGAAGAGAUAUAGAGUUCCCGAAGGCAUCCCUAGGGCCCCAGCGGCUGCUUCGCUAUGGCAGUCGCGAGGAUGAUAUGGACGAAUUUGAAUUGUCUUUCAAAGGGACUAAGCUCAAACCUCGUACCGGAUUUACAAUCUUUCACGAUGGACCAAAUCAGUACAUUGCCGGUUCUACGGAUUCUCACUGUGGCGAUGGAACUUAUUCUGUGGCGUCGGCUUCCUCUCAUCCUCUAUACCUCCUGAAAGAUUUCACACUUCAUCAUGAUGCUUAUCCACUAUCACCUGGUGACCAAUCUUCUGCAGUGGCUGGACGGGCGCAUGGUCUGACCAUGGACAAGGAGAACAUUGAACCACUCCUGGAUAUUCGUGGCCGCAUUGAUCCUUUGAUGGACUGGCAUGCCCCUUCUCUCACGGAGCAUGUAACCGGCGAAAUCUGUUACCCACCACAGUACUUUUUCAGAGAUCCUCGACCAGUUGGCUUCAGAUCAUUCGAUAACCAGGAAAGCCCCACUGGAUACUCAUAUAACCCUUUGGCCGUUUCACUCCCCGGGUUGCCCGUUGACGAUGGUCCAAUGUAUAGUCCAAAACCAGAACAUAGACCGAACAACCAGUAUGAACCACUGCUUGGCUCACCCGAGUCAACAAUUUCGGACGUUGAUGAAAGCGAGUUUGGCCGACUUUACCUGGACGGGAGCUCGUUCUAA